CUGCUCCGAGCCCAGGAGGUGCCUCUCGCGGCCUCUGCAAGCGUUUCGGAGCGGCUUUGGCGGCUGGAACGAUGCUGGGCCGGAGCCGCCUAACCUUCGUCUUCCUGACCGUAGCCGUCACCUGCGCCGUGGCGCAGCACGCGCCGCCGUGGACAGAAGACUGCAGAAAAUCAACUUAUCCUCCUUCUGGACCAACUUACAGGGGUCCAGUCCCGUGGUACACCAUAAAUCUUGACUUACCGCCCUAUAAGAGAUGGCAUGAACUGAUCACUGACAAGGCACCAUCGCUAAAGAUUAUUGUGAAUUCCCUGAAGAGUGUAGUAAACGCUUUUGUUCCAAGUGGAAAAAUUAUGCAGAUUGUGGAUCAAAAGUUGCCUGGUCUACUUGGCAACUUUCCUGGCCCUUAUGAGGAGGAAAUGAAGGGGAUUGCAGAUAUUACUGGCAUACCUUUAGGAGAGAUUAUUUCAUUCAAUAUUUUCUAUGAAUUUUUUACCAUUUGUACUUCAAUAAUAGCAGAGGACAAAAAAGGUCAUUUACUACACGGGCGCAACAUGGAUUUUGGAAUAUUUCUUGGGUGGAACAUAAAUAACAACUCCUGGGUCGUCACUGAGGAGCUGAAACCUUUGACAGUGAAUUUGGACUUCCGAAGAAACAAUAAAACUGUCUUCAAGGCUUCAAGCUUUGCUGGCUAUGUGGGCAUGUUAACAGGAUUCAAACCAGGACUAUUUAGCCUUACACUAAAUGAGCGUUUCAGCACAAAUGGCGGCUAUAUGGGUGUCAUCGAGUGGAUUUUGGGGAAGAAAGAUGCCAUGUGGAUAGGCUUUAUCACUAGAUCAGUUCUGGAAAACAGCACAAGCUAUGAAGAAGCCAGGAAUAUAUUGAUCAAAACCAAGAUACUGGCCCCAGCGUACUUCAUCCUGGGAGGCAACAAGACUGGGGAGGGCUGUGUUAUUACGCGGGACAGAAAAAAGUCCCUGGAUGUGUACGAACUCGACCCCGAGCAGGGUCGAUGGUACGUGGUGGAAACGAACUACGACCGUUGGAAAAACCCCUUCUUCCUGGACGAUCGCAGAACAGCUGCCAAGAUGUGUCUAAACCACACCACACAAGAUAAAAUCUCAUUACCAACCAUGUAUGAUAUCCUGUCAACAAAACCUGUCCUCAACAAGCUGACUGUAUUCACGACCUUGAUGGACGUCGCCAAAGGUCAAUUUGAAACUUACCUGCGGGAUUGCCCAGACCCUUGUAUAGGCUGGUGAGCGAACAUCUGGCCUUCAGAACACACCUGACAAGGUGGGAGCUCACACGGCCCGCGACCGCAGCUGUCUGGCCUCUGACCAAAGUCAAAGACUCGGGGCAGGUUCUUUUUGAGGCAGGAGCUUGUCUGUCUUGGUACGUUUACACUUCACAGGCUAUUCGUGCAGAAACAGUUGAUUGUUCUCAUUGGCACAUAAUUUAAGUGAAGUACGACAGUCGUUUACAAUUUGCCGAGUUUCAUUUCACUUUGCUAUCUGGGGACGGGGAUGGGCAAACUGUUGUGGGAUCCACUUCCAUGGAAUAAAGCAAGUCUCCGAGGAUGAGGAAUUCUGUACAUCCGGGUAAUAGUUACGGUACAUAUCCCACCCUAUUGUUUUUCACUUUUAUCUACAUACUUGUAUAUUUUUCUGUGCUACUGAAGUUAACAUACGAUUGUCUUUCCUGUUUGCGACAGCAAUGUUAUUUCACCAACUUUGGAGGCAGAUGAGACAUUCAACUGUAUUAUUUCUUAGUGGACAAUACCUGGGCCUUUGACUCUGAGUAGGAGUACUUUUGGGGGUUCGUGAAGUAAUCAGAAUGCAAGGCAGUGUUUGACACACAGAAUGGAAGUGUUUCCUUUUUGAUAAUUACCCUAUCUCCCAGAAACCCCAGGAAGUUAGCUUCAAAAACUGAGCUCCAGCUUCUGCGAAUUGAUAGUCAAACAGGUCAGGCUUGUGGAAAACGAGAGCUGAACCCAUUGUUUUAAACUUUACUGCGUAGGACCCACUAAUAGAGUUUGAGAUUUUUUUUCUUCUGAUCAGUGCGUUUUUUAAAAACUAGUUACUAAAAAUAUUUUUCAGAAAUCAAUAUAUUUAUGAAAAAUGCUAACUGAACUUUUCUUUCACAAUUAACUGUGAAAUGCAUGCCAGUCGGCAUGGCUGUAUCCACUUCAUUUCCAUGUCAGUUGUAUUCAUGACAUUCAAUAAAGUCACUGAAGUCGUGCCAGCAGUCUUGUAUGCAGAGUGCGUGUACACAUAAUGUGUUCUUUUGGGGGUGGGGGUUAUUAUGGAGAAAUCAAAGCUGAAUAUGACCGAGUUAAAUUACAAGAGGCGUACAAGUGGGUUACUCAGCUUAUGACUAAGCGGGUACAAUUUCACGUGACUCAUCCCCACCACUUCGUAACCCACUGUAACCAGCCCGGUGUGCUGAUGCGCAACCGCAGCUCCUCCCAGACGGAAGGAUCCACAGGUUAAACCCUGAGGAAUGCCAAUGUUUAACUAUGAACAGAAUAGGAAUAUAUUGCCAUAUGACUGUCUUGAAUGUCACCAUAGAGAAAUUCUAGGAUUUCAAGGCUGGCAAACUUAAAACAUCACUUAAGGUGAGGGAUGGGACUAUCUGACAGGAUUUACAAAGCCUAGAGCCGUGCUUUUCAGCCUUUUUCAUCUUAUGGCACACCUCAACUAAUUACUCAAAUUCCGUGUCACACCAAAAAAUGUAUUUUUCACCAAAUCCGACAAAAAAAUAUAAUUUUGAUUUAAAAUAUAAUAAUAAUAAUUACCUACCCUUUUUGCUCCAAAGUGACUUUUAAAAAUCAGACGCCCAUACCUGGAUAUAAGGAUUUCUAGUACCAAAAAUUAGGCAAUCAGAUGACCACUAAGAUGCAACUGUAUUAUAUGGCCUAUAUAUUUAUGGUUUGAGAGGGUAUUCACACCAGACGGCUGUUGUGUUGGCUGAUGUAAUUUUUAAGUUUGACAAUCCAAGGGAAAAAGAGAUCAGAGCCCCUGACUAAAACCAGGUAUUGCACAUUUUAAAAAUUAUUGUGGCACACGGGCUGAACAUCAGUGGCCUAGAGGGAAUAGGAAGAAGAGUAUCGCCCUAUGAGUCGCAGCCUUCUCUCAUGCUACGCAGUACGGAUUGAGGAACAUGCCCCAGAAAGACCUCUGGUGAAGAGUAACAAGACCACCUUUUCGGCGGCGGUGCCACCACGCCCAGGGAGCGGGCCAGGGCCUUGCAAACCCUGAGGCGACUGACACGAGUUGCGGUCACAAAGAUCCUUGUAAUUUAACCCUCAUCCAAUUUUGUCAUGAAAUAGAGACUAUUGAUUUUCAGCA
Messenger RNA from Pteronotus mesoamericanus, 3347 nucleotides. It is a transcript of the gene ASAH1, whose product is annotated as N-acylsphingosine amidohydrolase 1. Gene Ontology annotation, cellular component: lysosome. The transcript is spliced from 14 exons. Gene Ontology annotation, biological process: fatty acid metabolic process. NCBI's taxonomy places the organism in Eukaryota, Metazoa, Chordata, Mammalia, Chiroptera, Mormoopidae. The coding region runs from base 72 to 1259 and encodes 395 amino acids. The record is from RefSeq and is a predicted model, not a curated record. Gene Ontology annotation, molecular function: fatty acid amide hydrolase activity; N-acylsphingosine amidohydrolase activity.